Henningerozyma blattae CBS 6284 is the source of this 1275-nucleotide messenger RNA. RefSeq lists its product as uncharacterized. The coding region runs from base 1 to 1275 and encodes 424 amino acids. Lineage: Eukaryota; Fungi; Ascomycota; Saccharomycetes; Saccharomycetales; Saccharomycetaceae. The transcript has a single exon. The record is from RefSeq and is a predicted model, not a curated record.
AUGUCUCUUGAAAAUUCAAUAAUAUCCAUUCCUGAAGAUUCGGUUGGACAAAAUGAUUCGAAGUUAAUCUCAAUACCAGUUGAAUUUGAAGAAUUCAAUAUAUUGAAGAAAUUUAAUAAACAUAGCAAUCAUUCUUUGAAAGGCUUACAGUAUGGCCAUAUUUGUGCAAGACAAACUUAUCUACAGGAAGAAUUAGAAAAAUUACCUAAACUAAAAAAUGAUGGUUCAAAUUAUAACGAUUGGAAGAAAAAUCUAAAUGCAUUAAUUGAGAUAAAUCCCUUCUUGCCCAUAAUUUUUAAUGAGCAAGAUGUAGACCAAACAAAUGAAAAAGAAAUGGGUCUCUUAACUGUUUUAAAAAAAUUAUUUAUUUUUGGGGUUAAAGAAUCAUUUGAAGACUUUAACGAAUUUGAAAACCUAUCAACUUUUAAGAGUCUAAAAUUGACUCCAAUUUCAGAAAUUUGGAAUUGUAAAGAAUUAUUAGAAACUAUUGACAAGAUGUUUAUAUUUUUAGAAAAAGUAAUCUCAAUUGAUACUUUUGAUAAUUUUUUUGCUUCCUCUUUUAUUUCUCAAAAGUUGGUAGGGGAUUUCAAUAAUGUUACAACACAAGCAAUAGGACGAAGAUUUAUCAACACAUUUAAUGAAAUUGAUACAAUAUAUCUUGAUAUUUGGCUAACUUCUAAUAUUUUUGGUCCAAUCUUGUCAUUAAGAGGUGAUGAUGGGAGACUUCUAAAUUCCUCUAAAUCCUUUAAAAAACAACUAGUAAAGAAAAUUAACGAAUUCUCGAUAAAAGAUUCUUCCCCUACAACAGUUUCUGAAGAUUUAUUUCAAAGAAUUAAAGUAUACUUAGAGUUAUUUAAAAAAUUUAAUGAAGAUAAGAACAAUUAUGCUAACGAUAAAAUGAUUCAGCAUACUGGCUCACCAGAAAUUAAGUAUAAAGCUAUAAAUUUGAAAAAGAAGCAUAUCAAUCAAAAAAAUAUCUUAACCAACAAUCAGCAAACAAGAUCAACAACAUUUGUACGACCAAAAGAAGUCACCACCAAUACUGAACAAAAAAUACUCAUUAUUGAACAGGGAAAAUCUAAAUUCACAGUUAGAGCAAUAUAUAGUAUUAAUGAGAAAAAUGAAUUAGAAACUCAGCAAAAUCCUUUUUUAUCAAAACAAAAUAAUCUUCUCCAAGGCUUAGAUAUCGAACAAGGAAAGAAAUUGCUUAAAAAGUCAACUAAUUUAAAAUUAAAGGGUAGUGGCAAUAAUUAUCUUGGUUCAGCUUUUUAUUAA